ACUUAUCGUACGUCUUCGUCGAAGCUUUCCCUCCGACAGACCGCGAGGGGGAGGAGAACUACGUGUGUGACGUCACAGACAACCACGGCCACCACGUGACCAAAGACUACCGGGUCACCACCUACCGGUCCGUGUACAUCAUAGAAGCCGAAUCCGGGGCACGUUGGAUCAACGAAACGACACUAGAGUUGAAGUGUGCCAUCUGGAGCCCUAGAAGGCCUCGCGUCCUGUUAGGCCUGACGAUUCAUUCUAGUCACGGAGAAUUCUCCCCAGACCAGCUCGUGGCUCAGGGAGACAACAGGUAUGUGGCUUCGGCAGCCAUUCACUCGGACACCCUGGACAGACUCGACCCGCACCAGAUGUACUUGCUCAACACCUACGUCACCACCGGCGGAACCUGCUCUGCGACCACACAGAUAUACGACGGCGGGAAUCACUGGGUCGACGCGGCUCACCUUUAUAAUAAUAUGCUCGUCCCCGACCGACCAAACAUGGAGAGAUGAAUGAAUGAAAGACAACACUACUGAUUCUGACGACACUGGGUAGCCUAUGUGGUUUCUGUGUCUUUAUGGGGGGGAGGGGGUAUAUCUUUGGCAUUUCGGUCUCACGUUUUUUUCAGAUUUGUUUCGACGUGGGUGUAAAAACACCUUCUUUUAUAACAUUAUUAUAAUUUUCGCUUCUAAUAUCAUUAUCAUUUUCACUUCUUUGCUUGCAAACAUCUUUUCAAAAGUUGAUACAAAUUCUCAAAUCUGUAUAAGCUCGCGUGAGUCUGUGCUAUUAUGAUUGGGCUCUCAACUCAUGCUCGUAGACGACAAGAGUUCGAUUCCCACCACACGAGUAUCCCUGUAUGCAUAUUUGGAUACUGUGUCCCUCACAACCUGGAUUGGCCCCGAUAGGCAAGAGUCAGUUGGUGGUUGGCGGGUGCUCUGGUGUGGUUUGCUCCUUCGAUCUUUCCUUUCAAACAUCUAUCGGUCU
Aplysia californica (California sea hare) is the source of this 975-nucleotide messenger RNA. RefSeq lists its product as uncharacterized. The transcript has 2 exons. The annotation marks the transcript as partial. Lineage: Eukaryota; Metazoa; Mollusca; Gastropoda; Aplysiida; Aplysiidae. The record is from RefSeq and is a predicted model, not a curated record.